Messenger RNA from Scatophagus argus, 2439 nucleotides. It is a transcript of the gene smim22, whose product is annotated as leucine rich repeat containing 2. NCBI's taxonomy places the organism in Eukaryota, Metazoa, Chordata, Actinopteri, Scatophagidae. The transcript is spliced from 10 exons. Gene Ontology annotation, molecular function: protein binding. Bases 297 to 1460 code for a protein of 387 amino acids. The record is from RefSeq and is a predicted model, not a curated record.
UGUGACACUGAAACUGGAGUUCUGUUGUACACACAGCUGACAGAUUACCACAUCGGAGCUCGACUUCUGUCACUGGUUUUUCAGAAUAAAAGCACAGUUUCUGAUCGGAUCCGAGCGACCCUGAAUGCACCUCAGCUCUGAUGCGAGCUGAACAGCAGAGGCUCUUCGUGAUCUGACCGGCUUCACACCCACAGGAACAUGAAGUCAGACAUCCAGAUAAAAGCUUGAAUGUGAGGGGGGACGGGCGUCAUGUGACACAUACACACAGCACGGGUCACAUCUCUGCAGGAGCAGAGAUGGGUUUGGAGAGGAAGCUGGACGUCCCGGUCUAUGACCUGUCUGUGAUCAGAGGGAUCUGGGAGGUCCGAGUGAAGAAACACAGACGCAGACAGAAGAAGGAGCAGGAGAGGAUCGAGAAGAGCGCGCUCACCAGGAUCGACCAGCAGUGGCAGUACCGGAUAUACUGCAAGACGCUGAAGACUAAUGAACUGGACCUGCUGCACAAUUACCUGGAGAGAGCUACACUGAGUGGAAUACAACCUUACACAGAGGAGCAGCAGGAUCAGAAAGACCAGCAGGAUGAGAGGGAUCCGGAGCAGAGCAAGUUGAUCUUCCAGCUGAACGGCGAGCGUUGGAGGGACUUCCCUCGGGAGCUGCAGUGGAUGACCUACCUGAAGGAGUGGCACGUCACAGGGACAAAGAUCCACCAGCUGCCGGACUACCUGCCUCAGUUCACCCAGCUCACCGUACUCGAGAUCCCCAAAAACGCCAUCACCGAGCUGCCACCUGAGAUCGGCAGGCUGACGGGCUUGAAGGACUUAAACGUCAGCUACAACCGUCUGACCAGAGUUCCUCCAGAGCUCGGAGACUGCGAGGGUCUGGAGAGACUUGAGCUGACGGGAAACCACCUGUCUGAGCUGCCGUUUGAGCUGAGCAGCCUGAAGCAGCUGCUCCACCUGGACAUCGCGGAGAACAGGUUUGUGUCGAUCCCCAUCUGCGCUCUGAGGAUGAGCAGCCUGCAGCUGCUGGACCUGAGCAACAACAGUCUGACCGACCUGCCGCAGGACAUGGACAGGUUGCAGCAGCUGGUCACCUUGUUCGUACAUAAGAACAACCUGUCUUACCUCCCUCACUGCCUCACCAGCAUCUCCACACUCAAGAUGAUCGUCGUGAGCGGCGACGAACUGAACUGCAUCCCGACCCGACUGUGCAGCAACCCUGACAUCAAGUUCAUUCGACUGUACGACAACCCUGUGAGGAGCAGUGAGGAGAAGGAGGAGGAGAAGAAGAAGAAGAAGAAAGAGAAGAACAAGAGGAGGAGGUGGAGGGAGCAGAGAGGAGCGGAGGAGGCGAAGGACAGCGGAGAGAAGGAGUUCAUCGAGGCGUACGUCAGCUCGCUGAAGGACAGAGACACCGUCCCCUACUCCACCACCAAGGUCUCCAUCUCCUGUGUGCUGUGAGGAGGAUGAGUCGACAGUCUGACUGAAGGAUAAAGUGACUCAGCACUUUCCAAAGCAGCAUGGAGGCGGAUGGAUGUGUUGUACGAGGGGGAUACGGGAGUCAGGUGACAUUAUGAAAACAACAGUCACUUUUCUAGGCUUUGGCAAAGUUUUAGAACCCUCUAAAGAUUACAAAUGACUUGUAAAUGAAAAAUAAGAGCUAUAAAUGAAAAAAGACAUUUCGUUUUUGUCACAGUUUUGGCACAUUUCACUAAGACUUCAAAAAUCCAAAUUUUUAUUUUUACUCAUUUUUACUCUACUGUCAUUUUUAAUAUUUUUUUCUUUCCACAGCUCCAGUUUUCUCCUCUAUUUUACUGAAUGUUUCUUUUAAUAUUUGUUUUCAGAAAUAACUUUUCAUUCCAAAAUCAGAUUUCCAACAUUUAAGCAUUUAUUGAUAAUUUAAACCUUAAACUUGGCUCCGAGCUUUUUGUGCUUUUAGAAAAGUUCGUGUUUGAACGUCAGCUCUUUGAUUUGCUGUUCUGACGCGUUUGUGGUCUGCGUGAUGAUUUGAACGUUUUGUUUUCUCUUUGUGGACACUUUAUGGAUGAACUGAGCGUUUUGGUGUGAAAGUUGUGACCAAACAGAAACUGAAGCCGAUUGGACAUGAAAAACUGAGUCACAGGUUUAAAACUGAGCUGAUUUUUGAUGUUUGUUUGUGAAAGUUGACUUGAACAGAAAGAUUUCUUUUCAAAAAUCUAAUUAAAAGUUAUGAUUUCUGCAUUAAAACAUAAAAAUGAUUUUAUUCCUGUUUCGAUCCUGUCGUUUUCUUCAAAAUGGAGAAAAAAAAAGUUUACUUUUGUCAUUUUUAUUUGUUGUAAACCAUUCGUUUCUGGACGACUCUUCAAGUGGUUGUGCUUGUUUUUAAUCAUUUAUUUAUUUUAUUCAGUUUUAAAGUUAUAAUAAAUGUUGACUGUUAAGAUUCACUUUUGUUCAUGUUGUC